AUGGGGAAUCAACUGGUUACACAAAGUAACACAACUACUGUCUCUGCCAAUGGUUUCAUUGUUGAAGCUACGCAUGUGGAGUUAGCGAAUUGGAUUUUUAAGUCAUACCCUGAAACUACAGUGCAUGUUCAAUUGCAAAACCAAGAGCUCAGGACAACAUACAUGAACGUUCUCUUCAUGACCAUUAAGACACUUUACCACAAGAAAAAUCUCUCCGAGUCCGAAUUAAGCAAAGCAUCUAAAGAUUUGUCUGAUUUGACGCAAGCCGGUUUUAAGCUGGAUUGGUUGAGGUCAAAGCUUGACAAGGUUUCCUUGGAGAUGAAGAAACGUAACGAUUCUGAAGCUCGAAUUGUGGAACUUGAACAUAAGUACAACAAACUUGAGCUGAUGAUGUCUGAUCUCAAAGUUGAGUUGCGAGAGAAGAAAGCCAAGUUUAAAUAA
Arabis nemorensis is the source of this 441-nucleotide messenger RNA. Lineage: Eukaryota; Viridiplantae; Streptophyta; Magnoliopsida; Brassicales; Brassicaceae. The record is from the annotation of a GenBank genome assembly.